AUACGCUGCACGACCUUGAUGUGAUAGAACGAAUUUGCAAGGCAUCUCAGGUCCGUGUGAUGAAGGUGGUACGGGCGCAUAUCAACCAGGUGUUGCCACUUCUAUACACCACAAGUUGGCCUGACUUCGCAAGAAGGGAGGAGGAGACACCAUCCCACCCCCCCUCCUUCAGGUUGAUCUACUUGAUAAGGGAUCCGCGGGCUAUUCUCACAUCCAUCUUAGAGCGAGAGAUGGACUUCAGCUCACAAAAAAAGGAUCCGGAAAUUCUGUGUGACACAUUAAUGCAAGACCUACAGGCACUUAAGGCACUGUCUCGUCAACUUCACCGUUUUGUUACUGUUAUCAGGCAAGAUGUAUUUACCAGUUCAAGUUAUAUUUUCCUUGAUCCAUCCACCUUCUUUUCGCUCUCGCUUCUGUUCCAAAUGCUCUUUCAUUUUUCUUCUUCCUAUUUUGUCAUCAUAUUUUUCGUCACUAUUGUUCCUCUUUCGCCCCAUUGUUUUUCUAACUCAUAA
Molecule: messenger RNA, 512 nt
Organism: Penaeus monodon (black tiger shrimp)
Lineage: Eukaryota; Metazoa; Arthropoda; Malacostraca; Decapoda; Penaeidae
Product: carbohydrate sulfotransferase 3-like
Biological process (GO): sulfur compound metabolic process; N-acetylglucosamine metabolic process
Molecular function (GO): N-acetylglucosamine 6-O-sulfotransferase activity
Source: RefSeq, a predicted model, not a curated record